Messenger RNA from Spodoptera littoralis (African cotton leafworm), 570 nucleotides. NCBI's taxonomy places the organism in Eukaryota, Metazoa, Arthropoda, Insecta, Lepidoptera, Noctuidae. The record is from the annotation of a GenBank genome assembly.
AUGAUUAAACAAUGUUUGUGGAUUGUAUUUUUGUGGAGGGUAGCGUACUCCAGUCCUCAGUGUUCUGUGACUGAAGUAAAGAGUCUACUCGAGGGUUGUGAGCGGCUUACAGGGUUGAAUAUAACCACCGUCGGCGGCACCAUAGUUAAUGACCAUAACUGUGAUGUCCUUCUUCCGAAACAAGUGUUCUUUGAGGAACCGCUGUUCCAGUACCCGUUGGCUGAUUCGAAAAAGUUCUACACUUUGAUCAUGGUUGACCCAGAUGCUCCACCACAGAUAGAUGGCGAGUUUUAUCUUCAUAUGGUAAAAUCUAACAUACCGGGCCUGGCAUUGAAAGCUAAAGAGAGUAGCAAAACAGUUGGUAUAGAUUACAGAGGGUAUAAGUCACCAGCGCCACCUCGCGGUUCAGGCCCGCACCGCUACGUCAUCCUACUGUAUGAACAGGCUGACGGCAACAGUUUCCUACCCUCAGUUCCUUCGUCACGCCACAGAUUCUCACUCGCCAAGUGGCUCGUCGGUAAAAAUAUCUGUGGACCAGUUGCUGGAAUGGAAUUCAAGACUGAAUACUAG